Pseudophryne corroboree (corroboree frog) is the source of this 877-nucleotide messenger RNA. RefSeq names its product apolipoprotein A-IV-like. Lineage: Eukaryota; Metazoa; Chordata; Amphibia; Anura; Myobatrachidae. The record is from RefSeq and is a predicted model, not a curated record. The coding region runs from base 51 to 815 and encodes 254 amino acids. The transcript has 3 exons.
UUUGUUUCCUGUGUCUUUGUUGCAGGUCUGAGAGAUUAAACACUUUAGACAUGAAAAUCUUGGUGUUAUCUUUGGCGAUGUUGUGCCUAACAGGUACACAUGGCCUCUACAUUGAGCAGCAAAAUGCAGCACAACCUGCACGACCUGGGGUGAAGGAAUCACUGAGAAGUCUCAUCCGUCACACAUACGUGUUGGGAGCAGAGAUAGUUGCAAACUUGGAGUCAUCAGAGGAAAGCAGCAAGUCAGAACUGAACGAUAGACUGGGAAUGAUUGUGACAAGUGCCCAUGACUUAGGGAGUGGCGUUUUGGAUUACAUACGGGAAACCUGUGCUGAUGUGGACAAGGAAAUUAGCGACCAGUACCCGGUGUACAGGAAAACAGUGUUUCCCAUUGUUGGGGAAUUUGUCGGUAAUAUCAGCACAAUGCUUAUAAAACUGAAGACAGACCUGCAGCCUUAUGUUGAUGAGGUAGAGAUAGUGAUAAAAAAGCAACAGCUUCAGCUCUGGAAACAUUUUCACACUGUUAUACGAAAAGAUGCAAAGGUUUGGAAGGCUGCCGUGGAUAAUCUGGUUGCUAGGCUAAAGCCCUUUGAAGAUGGCGUGCGGAAAGAGUUGGAUGCGGCAAGGAAGCAAGAGGCUAGUGAAUUAUCUGAGAAACAAGAGACUGCUAAAGCCAAUCAUGAAGAAGUGGAUAAGUUUAGGGAGGCUCUGAUGACCAUGUUUUAUGAAGAGGAGGGGCUCGAAAAAGUAAUGGCUCAACUGGAGGAAUACUACAAAAACAAUGUAGAGGCACAUUCAAAGGACAAAGAAAAUUAGGCACCUUACUCCCUCUGUUGCCUUUGCAUUUGGUGCAUAUUAAAGAGCAUGCAUUGACGUUA